AGAAUGAGUUUAGAGAGAGUACACAUGCGAGCUUGGAGAGCAGAGGAGGGGCUUUUCAACUCCACAACAACACAGAGGGGAGUGAGAGCGUCGAGAGGAUUGUGAAUGCGGCAGAGGAAGAGAGCGCACCGUCUGUGGUGGUGAAGACAGGAAAAAAAGACGGAUUUUCCCAAAUCCCUGCUCUUUUUUAUGUUUAUGCAUCAGAUUUUACAGUCCUAGUCACUCUCCAGGAUGUAAAGUAGCUCCAUAGUUUGUUUCCUCUUCCUCUACAAUGACUACUUGACCAUUUUCUUGCCUCCACCAUCCUUCCAGCACCAGCAUCACUUCUUUGCAGCUCAUCCAUCCACCUCUGUGUUGUUUUCUACGAUGCCAGUACUGGAGGGGCACUGGGGCUCUGAUAUCAGGAUGCGGGACUCAGGUCUUGGGGUCUGUCCAGAAGAACCUCCUGGCUCCCCAGAGUGGGGACCUCUGAGGACACCCCCUGUCACCUGUGGGGGUUUGUCACUGACCCUGGAGAUUCCCGCUCUCAUCCGGCAGCUCCGAGCAGCCUGGAGAGCCCGUAGGGGGGGACCCUGCUCCAAGGAGAAAAAACACGGCAGCACUUGGGUGGAAGCAGAAAAGGAGGCUGAGGAGAAUGACGAGAACAGCCGUGCACAUCAUCUGGAAGCAAAGACCAGACUGAACGUGGGCCAUGCUGAUGGGCUGUUGGGAAAGAGGCGGGGCUCCUACCCACCGAUUGACCUGCGCGUCCUGAAAAGCAGCAUCCAGUCUGGAGAUGUUGAGUCCAGCACAAGGAGACAGAUGAAGCACCUGCUGAGCUUCCACAGGUACUCCCACACCUCCAGAUUGCUGAGGGGGCUGGCCCCCCGCGACUCCGGGUCGCUGCACUUACUGGACGAUGGCUACCGGGGACAAGCAGCUCACAUGCUGUCACGAGUCGGCACCUGGAACUUUGACAUUUUUGUCUUCGAUCGCCUCACAAACGGUAACAGCCUGGUGACUCUGAUGUGUCAUCUUUUUAACAUCUACGACCUAAUUCAUCACUUCCAACUGGAUGUAGUCAAGCUGCAUAGGUUUUUUGGCUCAGUGCAGAAGGACUACCACUCCCAGAAUCCUUACCACAAUGCCAUCCAUGCUGCUGACGUCACUCAAGCUAUGUACUGCUAUCUAAAAGAGCCCAAGCUGGCAGAUCAGCUGACCCCUCUGGACGUGUUCCUGGGUCUGGUGGCUGGGGCGGCUCAUGACGUGGACCAUCCGGGGGUCAACCAGCCCUUUCUCAUCAAAACCAACCACCAUCUGGCGUCUCUUUACCAGAACACGUCUGUGCUGGAGAGCCACCACUGGAGAUCCACUGUGGGCAUGCUGCGAGAGUCAGGACUGCUGUCCCACUUGCCAGCUGAGAUCACGCGGAGGAUUGAGCAGCAGCUGGGCUCGCUCAUCCUGGCCACUGACAUCUGCAGGCAAAACGAGUUCCUGCUGACCUUCAGAGAGCAUCUGGACAACCAGGACUUGGACCUUGGAGAGCCUUCACACAGACACUUUAUUCUGCAGAUUGCUCUCAAGUGUGCAGACGUCUGUAAUCCGUGUCGGGAGUGGGAGCUGAGCCGUCAGUGGGGUGAGAGGGUGUGUGAGGAGUUCCACCAACAGGGUGAGCUGGAGAAGAAGUUUGACUUGGAGGUUAGUCCUCAGUGUGACCACCAGCAGGACCCCGUCCCAGCCGUCCAAUCAGGUUUUAUUUCUUGCAUCGCGGAGCCUCUUUUUGACGAAUGGAACCGCUUCACUCACCCCAGUCCGCUCAGCCAAACCAUGCUGGAGCACCUGCACAAGAACAAGGCUCGCUGGAGCCGCCUGCUGAAUCCACUUUCCGAAGAACAAACUUUCUCCUGUGCGGAGAGCCGUGAAGCUCAAAAACGAGACGGCAAAAACAUCCCUUAAAGUUCCUUUUCAUUUUUGGGGAAUGUUUUAUCUUUGAACACGUGGGAAUAUCUCAUUCCUGCAUGGUUGCUGCCACAGCUGGGAGCUAAAAGGCUCUUAAAAAGUGGGAAUUCGGAGGAUGGCUCCCUCUAGGGGAGCUGCAGAGUAAUGUAGCACUGCAGGUUUAUGGAGAGAUUCAUGAAGGACAGGAAGCUUUCUUUGCCUUUAUAACUAAUGACAAAUGUUAUGAAUGAAAUUAGUUGGAUUUGAUUAGAAUAAAGAAGAGCAAAAUAAACAUUUUUGAGAGGUAAAACAAAAAGAUAGGAUGGGGAUAUCACUGAAGAAUUUUGGAAAAACUUCUGAGAAAAUUUUGUCAUUUUUAAAUACUUUUAUAUUGUUUUUUUUUGUAAAGCUUAUUCUCACAUCGUAUUCUCACUUUUUAAAGACUUUUUUGUGCUGUUAACUAUGGCAUUUUAUUUGUGCAAAGCUGUUUAAGCACUUCGAUUAAAAAGAAAAGAUCAAAUGUAUAAUCUACAGUAUUUAUGCCAAAAUCUGCAAUAUUUUCAUUUAUUUUAAACAAAUAAGUCACACUGGAAUAACUUUACUAACAAGCAAACAUAUUAUAUUGAGAUAAAAAAAACUUUUGAACAGAAAAGCCUUAAAAACGGUUCUUUUUAUUUAAACAAACAACAUGUGCUUUUUUCUCUCUCUUUAACAACCUCUUUUGUCACUGAAUGUUUUACUUGAAGGAUCUCAAAGUGGGCCUCACGUCCUACAAGCAUUGCCAAGGUGCCAAAAAAUUUGAGACAUAGUUGCACUCUUACCUCUUUAUGCGCUUUUUACAGAUAUUUCUGAAAACAGUAGCUGUGUUUAUGCACCUCGACAGAACAGACGCAUCUGUUUUUUAUGUAAUAUAUCAAUAAAGUUGCAGUAAAACACAAUAUAAUAUUAAAAAAGUAUUAAUGUAUGAAUAUUUUUAUUGUUUAAGCCACGUGGAGAUGUCACUUCGUACAAAAAGGUUUAAUGUUAUUGUAAAUACAAGAAUGUUCUGAUUUAAAAUAUACUGUUUAUAGUCACUGUGCACACAUGCAGUUAUGAGUAGCACGUUUUAUAGAUUUCAGCUUUAUCGUCUUUAAUUAUAUAAAUUAACCAAACACGGAGGGGUCUACAAAAAGUGUUUUUUUUUUCUUUGUAGUUGCUUUAAUUCUAAUCUUUGAUUCUGCUGUCAACUGAAGUGCAAUAAUUUUUAAAUUAUGGACAAAAUGUCUUCUUUAUGUGAGAAAAUGUUUUGCCUUUCAGGGGGAAAAAAGUUUCUCCCUGUUUAAAAUAAAUAAAAGCAGAAGCUUUUAGUUUUUCCUGAAGUUUACAGUUUAAAUUUGUUUAGCUCUUACAGUAAAAAUGUCUCUGGAAUUUUUUUAUGAGUCAUUUAUUAACAGAUCUAUUCAGCAUUCCCAGAGCUGCUUCCUGUUUAAAUACCUCUCACAAAGAACUGUUAGAUGAGCCGAACUGCUUUUAUUGAGAUUAAUAAUUAUAAUAAUCGAUCAUCUUUAAAUAAGAAAAGGUUGAGAUAAAAAUCCAGUUGUGAUCAUAAUUUUUUUAUGUCUGAUUUCAAAUAAACACUGACACAAAA
Molecule: messenger RNA, 3544 nt
Organism: Oryzias melastigma (Indian medaka)
Lineage: Eukaryota; Metazoa; Chordata; Actinopteri; Beloniformes; Adrianichthyidae
Product: cAMP-specific 3',5'-cyclic phosphodiesterase 7B
Exons: 12
Coding region: 367-1935 (522 amino acids)
Molecular function (GO): 3',5'-cyclic-AMP phosphodiesterase activity
Source: RefSeq, a predicted model, not a curated record